Pseudonaja textilis is the source of this 972-nucleotide messenger RNA. Lineage: Eukaryota; Metazoa; Chordata; Lepidosauria; Squamata; Elapidae. The record is from RefSeq and is a predicted model, not a curated record.
AUGUCCAAGGCGACCUUCUUGAACCUGUGUGCCCGGCUGGCUCCGGCUUUGCAGCGCCAGAAGACGCGGAUGCGGAUCCCGCUGAGCGUGGAGAAACGGGUGGCCAUCGCCCUCUGGAAGCUGGCCACCUCUGUCUGCUACCGCGACGUCGGCAACCAAUUCGGCGUGGGCAGGUCCACCGCUGGCUCAGUGGUGUUGGAGGUCUGCCGGGCCAUUCAGAGGGUCUUGAUGCGCUCCACGGUGAACGUAGGGAACAACCUGGCUGAUAUCAUCCGCGGCUUUGAAGCCAGGGGGUUCCCCAACUGCGCCGGUGUGGUGGGCACCAGCCACAUGCCUAUCUUGUGCCCUCCUCACCAAGCAUCCGAGUACGUCAACACCAAGGGCUACUACUCGAUGGCCUUGCAAGCUCUGGUGGACCAUCAAGGGAAGUUUACCCAUCUGAGUGCAGGGUGGCCCGGCAAGACUCACGAAGCCAAGAUCUUCAACAAGUCCACCUUGUUCACCAAAGGGCAGGAAGGGACGCUUUUCAUGCCUGCUUCCAUGGAGAUCAAUGGUGUAUCGGUCCCUCGGGUCAUCUUAGGAGGGCCAGCCUACCCUCUCCUUCCGUGGUUGAUGGUGCCCUACGCUGAAGGUCUGGAUGAGACCAAGGAGGCCUUCAAUACCACGUUGAGCCGAUGCCAGGAACCCCUGGAAGAAGCCUUCAGCCGCCUGAAGGGCCGGUGGCGCUGCCUGACGGGACGCAACGAUUGUGCGGUGGAGAACCUUCCCCGCCUCAUCUCGGCCUGUUGCGUCCUGCACAACAUCUGUGAGGAGAAAGGAGAGGCCUACGAGGAGAAGUGGGAAAUGGAGGCUAGGCAGCUGGCCGCCACCUUCGAACAGCCUCUGCAGCGGCCUGAUACACGCAUUAAGCCCGCCGCACGGUCAGAGAAGGUGCGGGACACGCUCUGCAUGUAUAUCUCUGGCAAGAUAUGA